Zasmidium cellare ATCC 36951 is the source of this 1734-nucleotide messenger RNA. RefSeq lists its product as uncharacterized. NCBI's taxonomy places the organism in Eukaryota, Fungi, Ascomycota, Dothideomycetes, Mycosphaerellales, Mycosphaerellaceae. The coding region runs from base 1 to 1734 and encodes 577 amino acids. The transcript is spliced from 2 exons. The record is from RefSeq and is a predicted model, not a curated record.
AUGCGCGCUCGCGAAAACUUUACCAGGAAGCUGGAAACAGCGCUCGACGGCAUCGCGGAAUUGAACACAUUGUACGGUGCCCCGUCGACCUCCAUUGGUGUUCUUCACCACGGUCGUGUACUACUCUCACGCUCCAUUGGCAACAGAGAUGGUGAUCCAGGCCACCCUGCGGACGACAGCAGCGUCUAUCUGAUCGGUUCCUUAUCGAAAGCCUUAGUUGCGGCAGCGGUCGGCAUUCUUGUCGAUGAGGGAAAAUUGAGCUGGUUUGACAAAGUCUCCGAGCACCUACCCGGAUUCGAUCCAAUAGGCGAUCCGAGCAUUGCUCGGGAAGCAGAUUUUAUCGAUCUUUUGAGACACUCCUCCGGUCUGGGAAAUCCGGUCGUCCGAGUCAUCGGACCUUUUGGUACCAUCGUGUCGUCUGAGGAGAAAUUCAUGGAUCUUGUGAACGCAACACAGACGACUAAUGAACAUGGAAAUCAACGGUUCAACAGAGAGUUCGAAUACAGCAACAUCAACUACGCCAUUGUCGCCUUGGUGAUCGAAAGAAUCACCAGUUUAAGAUUCGCCGACUUUGUCCAGAAACGCCUCCUUGAUCCUCUGGGAAUGAAGCAGACGCUGGUCACGAAGCGUGGCGUAAAUUCUGUCCAUGACAUGCUCAUCUGGUCCGCGGCGUGGUUGUCUGCACAAAGCGAGGAACGUAUGUCUUCAGCUUGUCUGGAUGUCUUGAAGGGGGUUGCGAAAAACCCACUUCGACAGGUAGACCGAAUUUUCAAGCCAGCAUGGCAGCUUUCGAUCGAGCAGAGAACCAACAAGCCGUCGACUUACUGUCUUGGAUGGCUUCGAUCGACGAUGCCCACGUCGGACGUCAAUUGGGGCUCUCUUAACAAAAGGACCAUGGAAGACGACACCUAUCUCGAUUAUAUACUUGGUACAGAAUCACGCGAGAGAGUCAUGACGAAGCACACUGGCAUAGCUUAUAACACAACUUCAACAAUGUUCUUGUUUCCCGAGACGAACAGUGCGGUGAUUGCCAUGGCGAAUGGUCGAAGGAGAGGUGAUGCAAGCGACUUUGCUGCCCAAAUCAUGAUUCAAGAGCUAUUCGAUCUACAGCCAUAUGUCGAUAUUCUUGCGAGAGCCAAGAUUGAGACCGAACGUGGUGCUGUUUAUCGUCACAACAUAGUCAUGGCAGAGUGGUUGAAGAACCGCGAUGUAACGGGUCUCGAGCGACUGAAAGACUACGUUGGAGUCUACACAACCCAAGGCACAGAGCUUCAUGUGAAUCUCGAUCGAAAGAUCAAUCGGCUGGUGCUGCACUUCAACAAUCGAUCUGACAAGCCAGUGCAUCUCGAGUACUACAACAAGGACACAUACUGUUUCUUUCCCACUACUAUUGACGAACACUUUUCGAAAGGCUUCUUUGAUUUCGACAACUACUUGGUUGGUCUUCUUCAAUUCACACGCGAUGAUGCUCGUUCGGUGAGUGGGCUUUUCUGGACAUGGGAGAUUGAGUCGAAACCGAUCUGGUAUAAGCGCGAGGAUAUCCUGCGAGCCCGUUCACCAGAGACCAGUCCGAAUAUAUCACCAAAAGUUGGCGCUGGACGUACGGCUCCUCUGAUGCCGAAUAAUGUCAUCGUGGCGAAGGGGAUCAUGGCCAACAAUCCCAAAAGCGGCCUACUAUGGAGUGAAGUCCUGAAGAUGUCUUCAACUUCAGCAAUGAGAAGGGUCCGAGCGUGA